Molecule: messenger RNA, 3672 nt
Organism: Closterium sp. Naga37s-1
Lineage: Eukaryota; Viridiplantae; Streptophyta; Zygnematophyceae; Desmidiales; Closteriaceae
Source: the annotation of a GenBank genome assembly
AUGCCGAGUCCACUCACGACCGUAUCCGCCGCGACGACUGUUCAUAACUCCGUGUCCAGAGAUCGCUGGCCCUUGAUAAGUAGUGCUGGCACUGCUAGUACGAGUGGCAGCACCAGCAUAAGCGCAGCACACCUUGAGAUCGCCGCGGCGCGGCCGUCAUUCGACGCCAAUCUGCAGCGGAUUAUAGACGCGUCGUCGCUCGACGAACUCUGGAGUGCCGCAGAACUGAAUCCCGUCCGCGGAAACUUCCCCCCCUUCCACUCCGCACAGCGCCGCCUGCCCGCGCGCUCGCUGCGCGGAGACCCGCCUGGCGGGCCUGCGGGGCCGCUCCCCAUUGCGCCGGCUCCGAGCGUGUGGGGCACCGCGAGCGCGCAUCGCCUUCCCACCGCGGGCUUUCUUCCCGUCGUUCCCGAGGUGUUGGCUGCCGUGACGGGCGGUUCGAGUCCCGUGCACGGUCUCGUGUCGCUCCCUGACCGCCUCCACGGCCUCUUCGCCUCCACUGACUUUCCGCCUUCCGCCCAAUUAACCCCCAGCGCGAAUGACGCCUCCCUCCGCGCUGAUGCUCACCUGCGCGCAUUUCCCGCCGCGUCGUUGAUGCUGCCGCCACAGGAGCAACGAGCCGGCGGGACCGCUGGCACGUCAACUGCAGCCUCGGCGACAGCGCGCCGGGAGGGCGACUCGGCAGCCACGCUAGCAGCGCCGUGGACGGCGUCGACAAGCGCGGCGCUGGCGGCGGGGUUUGUGACAGUUGCGGGCGCUGACCGUCACGGCGACGACGGCGCGUCGAGGUGGCGGAGGCGACUGGAGGGUCAGGGGGAGCCCAUGGCCGCCCCCAGCGGCGGUGCGCCGUUCGCGGCGGAGGCAGGCGCAACAUGGGCGUUCCCCUCGGCGGAGCCCCUGGUAGAAGUAGCGCAGGGGGCGGGGGGCGGGGGAGCGGAAGCAGCAGCGAAUGCAUCAGCGGGGAUCUCCGCGCAAGCGGCGGACGAGGGCCUCCCGCGGGAGCUGGAGCUCUCAGGGGGGGAAAUGGAGGGCGCGGAGGUGGACGGGGGUUUGAAGAGCGCCGGCGGAGGCGGGGGAAUGGAGGGCGUGGAGGGGGCCUGGGGCACGUGGGACACGGCGUGGGGCGUGAUGGGGAUGGACGCGGGGAUGAGCGGCGGCGGCACUGGCUUGGGCAUGAACAAAGCGGCGGUGGAGAUGGAGAUGCGAUGCGCGGAGGAGCUGCUGCGGCGCACCGCCAUGAUGAGCGAGGCCGAGGCGCCCGCCGUGGUCGCGCCCGCGCCCGACGCGCCGAACAUGGCUCCGCGCGUGGCGGAGCCGCCGGCUAUCACGGUGGCGGAUGGCGAGGCGCCGGGAGAGAGCAUGGCGGACCCUCCGCCGCACCAACUGGGUUUUGCUGCAGCGGAAGCACCAGCCGCAUCUGGCGGCGACGCAGCCUCACCUGCUGCGGCGCCUGAAAUCGCGGCUCCGUCCCCCCGCGUGCGCCUCUCCCGACGCGCCACGUGGUCCGCAGCGCCGUUACCGUCGUCGGCGGACGCGGCGCUGAUGCAGGCGAUGGAGCUGGAUCGCCUAGAGCACGACGCCGCCAUGGCACGCCUCACCGCCAUGGCCGCAUCUCACGGCGCCAAUCGCGCCCUGCCUCCCACCCUGCCUCUUGCCUCUACUAUCACCUCCCCAUUCGCCCCCAGUACCCGCCUUUCCGCGGCACCCGCUUCCGCUGCGCGCGCUGCGGACGCCAUUACGACAGCCGCGCCUGCCGCCGCCAUGGCUGACGGCGCCAUGGAUGCUCCCUUCCUGCCCGCCCUCGACUUCCCUUCGCGCCCCAAGCGCGCCAAGCCGCUCCACCAGCAACAGCAGCAGGGGCAGCGACAGGGCGCUUCUGUGAACCAUGAACCUCUGCCCGAGUCCCGCCUCCCGCCUGUGCUACCCGCAGCUACCGCCCCUUCCGCCUGCCCAGCAGCCGUCUCAUUGGCCGAGGCCUUCCGCAUGGAAGCGCUCCGAGCAGGAUGGGGUGCGGGGGAGAGGGGGAUGCGGAAUGAGGAGACGCGUGAGGGGGAGAUGAAGGAGAGGGGUGGGCAGGGCGUGGAGGCAUGGCAGGGUGGAGCAAGGGGAGGGCCAGCAGGGGGGGAAAGCGUGGCGUGUGGUGCCUCGAGCGGUCACACGAGCAUGCAGGGGGGCGCGUGUGAAGGGGACGGCGAAGCAGUGGACGCGGAAGUGCCUGGGGGCUCGGAGGGGCAGGCAGACGGGGAUGGCAGGGUGGAGGAGCGGGGGACGGAGGCGGUGAUGGGGGGACCCAGCAGCAGCGGAGCAGCAGCGCUGUGCAACCCAGCGAGGGCGGCCGGGGGGGGCACUGCUAGUGGCGGGGGCGGAAAGCAAGCCCCGGUGACAGCAGCAGGGGGAACAGCAUGUGCAGGGCGCACAGGAGGGGCGAUCUUUGACCCCUGGGCGCCCACGCGCACCACCACGUUCCUCGUCGCCCACCUGCCGGGCAUUGCCCCAGCCGUGCACGAGCUGCUGGCGCGGCAGUUUGCAGCGAAUCAACAGCACCUGCCCGCUGUGGCGCCCGCUGUGGCGCCAGAGGUGCAGCAGCUGUUUGCGCGCCGCCACACCGUGUCGGGCACUCCCUCAGUGCGCGAUAUGGGCUUGCAGCACAGCUUGCCCCGCCCCUUGCACCCGCUCCCCUUCACCCUCCCCACCAUCCAGUCGCUUGAAGACCCUUUCCGUCUUAUGCCUCGCUCCCUCGCCUCCUUUCCCUCGAAUGCACCUGCAGCCGCCGCCGCUGCUUCAGCUGCUGCUGCUGCGCUGUCUGCUCGCACGCUCUUCCCCUCCUUGUCACCCUUCAGCAGCACCACCCUGGUAGGAAACUUCAUGCCUUUUCCGCCCACCACCGUGCCAGCGCCCUUCCCGUCGCCUGCCAUCCCGUCGCCUGCCAUCCCGUCGCCUGCCAUCCCGUCGCCUGCCAUCCCGUCGCCUGCCAUCCCGUCGCCUGCCAUCCCACCUGCCAUCCCAUCGCCUGCCAUACCAUUCCGCUUCCUCACGCCUCCUCUAACGCCCUCCUCACCUCCCCUCUGCGUCACGCCCAGAGGAGCAAUCAGCGCCGGUGCCGCCAGCAGCAGUAGCAGCGGCAGUGCAGGAGCAGCGGGACCUUCUGCCCGGUCAAGGGGGUCAAGAAAGUCAACAGUGUCAAAGGGGUCAACGGAUCCUCUCACUUUCCCCCCGCCUUCCGCAGCUAUCCAAAGCAAGGCAGCAGGGGGCAACAUCAUCUAUGCCGGUUCCAAACGUAGCCUCUCCUCCUCCACUCUCCCCUCCCUCACUCUCCCUGCCACCCCUCCCUUCCCACCCUCCAUCCCGGUCCAACCCCAAACCUUCCUGCCGCUGUCCGCACCUCCCCCUCCCUUCGCAGCCACGUCCUCCCUCCUCCCCUUCCUGCCUGACGCCUCCACCACGGACCCGCUGCGCUGCCUGGGGUGUGGAAUCGAACUAGACCAGGAAAAUGCAAGGGAGGCCCUGGCUUUACCCGAGGGGGUGGGGCCGCCUUUGCCUCAUGGCUCGGAAAUGCUAGCGGGGCGCAUUCCGCGCGUGCACGGGUGCAAUGAGUGCCUGCCACUGCUCGUGCCCAGCUACUUCAAGAGACGGGCAGCUGCAAAGCCGCACACUCCCAACAAGUCCACGUGA